ACAAUCCACCCUACAUUCUCGUCUCCAGGCGAGACCUUCUCCGAGAACUACAGCCACACAGAGGAGUGCCACGCGUGCACCCAGUGCACGGGCCUGAUGCGCAUGGAGACGCCGUGCACCGACUCCAACGACGCCAUCUGCGUGUGCCGCUACAACUUCUACUUUGACGAACUGUCGGGACGCUGCGAGCCAUGCACGGUGUGCCCGGCAGGCGAGGGCGUUUUCGCCCACUGCGAGCAUGACCACGACACGGUGUGCGAGGAGUGCGUGGACUUUACCUUCUCGGACCGUGACAGCUCCCUGGACCCCUGCCUGCCCUGCACCAUCUGCGACGACGAGACCGAGAUCCAGUUGGCGCACUGCACGCCUGUCAGCGACUCGGUCUGUCACAAUCCCCUGCUGCCCACCUACUUCCCAUCCGUCUCCACCGAAACGGACCAGACGUCGCCCGCCUUCACCAACUUCUUCCUGCCCGAUGGUUCCGAGGGUCCGGGGCCGGGCGGCGAGACCACCACGCCCGGCGCCGGCUCGCCGCGCUUCCUCGGCCACGGCUUCAACGAGAACCUCAUCCCCAUCUACUGCUCCAUCUUGGCCGCCGUGGUGGUGGGCCUGGUGGCGUACAUCGCCUUUAAGAGGUGGAACAGCUGCAAGCAGAACAAACAGGCGGCUAAUAAUCGCGCCGCGGCGGCGGCCGCGGAAGCGGCGGCAGAGACAAACAACCAGAUGGUGACGCCAGAGGGAGAGAAGCUGCACAGUGACAGCGGAAUCUCUGUGGACAGCCAGAGUCUCCAGGAACAGCAUCAGCAGCAACAGGCGCAGGCCAGCGUACAGCCUCAGCCAGCGCGGUCUCGCACACAGGAACACAUAGUGGUGAGGGUGGACGGUGGUCCCGAGACCAUCACGCCUCCUCCCGAAGUCUGAGGCAGAAGAAAAGGAAGGCCACGUAAAACAGUGCUCCUUCAUUCAAGAAAGCAGCAGGGAGGGGGGGCACAUGAACUUGGAAUUGCCCCCCCUCCAUCCCCCCGAAGACUGGCUGUAGACGGACCUCUUCUAGACUCUUCAUCCCUGCAUGCGGAGUCUCAUAGAACCACGUGCCUGGACUCUUAGCGUAUCGACUUAUUCAGAUAAAAGUGCAUUUUAGCAAAUACUCCACAAGCUAAUUUUUCCGACUAACCUCAUUUUUUUUUUCCUGACCACUCCACGAGGAUUUGGCCUUGAAACCCACCGGUGCCUGGAAGGUCCGACUCAUGCCUCUUCCUUCAGAUUCUCGGACUAGUGUCACGUCAGACUUGCUUUUUAUUUUUGCGAACAUCCUGCUGUC
Molecule: messenger RNA, 1321 nt
Organism: Hippocampus comes (tiger tail seahorse)
Lineage: Eukaryota; Metazoa; Chordata; Actinopteri; Syngnathiformes; Syngnathidae
Product: tumor necrosis factor receptor superfamily member 16-like
Exons: 4
Biological process (GO): Rho protein signal transduction
Cellular component (GO): cell surface; plasma membrane
Molecular function (GO): coreceptor activity; death receptor activity; nerve growth factor binding
Source: RefSeq, a predicted model, not a curated record